Dendrobium catenatum is the source of this 969-nucleotide messenger RNA. Its product is annotated as peroxidase 1-like. The coding region runs from base 1 to 969 and encodes 322 amino acids. Gene Ontology annotation, biological process: response to oxidative stress; hydrogen peroxide catabolic process. Gene Ontology annotation, cellular component: plant-type cell wall; plasmodesma. The record is from RefSeq and is a predicted model, not a curated record. The transcript has 4 exons. Gene Ontology annotation, molecular function: heme binding; peroxidase activity. NCBI's taxonomy places the organism in Eukaryota, Viridiplantae, Streptophyta, Magnoliopsida, Asparagales, Orchidaceae.
AUGGCUUCCUUAACACUACUGCUCUCGUUUGCUCUUGCAGCCCUUCUGUUUGGCUUCAGCAAUGCACAAGUGAUGUUUGGCUUUUACAAUUUUGUGUGCCCUAAUGCUGAAGCUAUUGUUAAUGAGGAAAUGAAGCAUAUCAUGGCAGUGGCUCCAAGCCUUGCCGGGCCUUUGCUGCGUAUGCAUUAUCAUGAUUGUUUCGUUAAGGGAUGUGAUGCUUCAAUCCUUGUGAAUCCUUCUGCAAAAAAAGCUACAGAGAAAGUUGCGCCACCAAAUCUAAGCAUUAGAGGCUUCGAAGUGAUUGAUCGAAUUAAGGAGAAAUUAGAAGCAGCUUGCCCUGGGAUUGUCUCCUGUGCAGAUAUCAUAGCUCUGGUCGCAAGGGAUGCAGUGGCCCUGACCCAUGGACCGUGCUACCAGGUAGAAACCGGCAGAAGAGAUGGGACCAGAUCAGUAGCCCAAGACGUGAUCGGUAACCUCGUCCCACCAACUUCCAACAUAACUGCUCUCAAAGCCGUCUUCCUUCAAAAAGGCCUUACCUUGAAGGAUCUUGUUGUUCUGUCAGGAGCUCACACUAUUGGAACUUCUCAUUGCUCAUCAUUCUCAAGUAGACUGUACAAUGCGACUGGUAAGGGCGACACAGAUCCGACGCUAGAUAAGAACUAUGUGCCCAGGCUGAAGAGCAAAUGCAAGCCCAACGAUCAAAAAACUCUGGUGGAAAUGGACCCUGGCAGUUUUAAGACAUUUGAUGUUGGCUACUUCAAACAAGUUUCGAAGAGAAGAUCCCUUUUCCUCUCAGAUGAAGCUCUCUUGCACGACAGUGAGACGAGGAGCUAUGUGGAGCGCCAGGCCAUGGCAAGCCCUGAUGAGUUCUUCAGAGAUUUUGCUGCGUCUAUGGUCAAAAUGGGAAGGCUAGAGGUUCUCACAAAUGAGAAAGGUGAAAUCAGGAAGAGGUGUGGGUUUGUUAAUUAA